AUGGACAAAAUCCUCGAUUUAAACGGUGAACCACUUAAAGCUGUUAUUAGUGAUUCCGAUCACGAUAAUGACUCAAUGGAUGAACGCUUUGUCGGUGGUUUAAAUUCGCCGAACGUAAGCCAAGAUGAUGACGAAUCUGACGACGACGAUUUGGUUGAUUUCACGGAUGAGCUUGGAGACUUCACAAAAAAAUACAACGCAUUCCGCCAACAUAUGCAGGGGCCAAACAGUCAACACAAGGACGGAUCUUUUCAGAGUUGUGCUGAGACAGUAGCGGAUUCAAACGCUGAAAAGAAGAGAAGACGCUUGAAAGACCGAGCUGACCGUGCAACUGUUGAACAGGUAUUGGACCCAAGAACGAGACUAGUGCUAUUUCGACUUUUACAACGUGGAACGUUGAGUAAUAUCCACGGUUGUAUUUCAACGGGAAAAGAAGCCAAUGUGUACCACGCUACUAGCGAAAAUACAUCUUUGGCUGUAAAAAUCUACAAAACUAGCAUUCUUACGUUCAAGGACAGGGAACGUUACGUUGUUGGUGAAUACAGGCGAGUAUUCAUGUACCGAAGUGGAUACUGCAAGCAUAAUCCACGUAAAAUGGUUGCAGUAUGGGCUGAAAAAGAGAUGCGAAAUUUGCUCCGUAUGCAUCAAGCAGGCCUUCCUGUGCCGAAGCCUAUUUUGUUAAAGGGUCAUGUUUUGGUAAUGGAGUUCAUUGGACGCGAAGGAUGGCCUGCACCUCUUCUGAAGAAUGCUACUCUUUCAGCAGAGGUGGCCGAGAAAUUGUAUUUGCAACUUGUUCUUGACAUGCGAACUCUAUAUCGUUCCUGCAAGUUAGUGCAUGCUGAUUUAUCUGAGUACAACACACUCGUUUUGGAUGAUCGCUUGUACAUAAUUGAUGUUUCCCAAUCCGUUGAACAUGACCACCCACACGCUUUGGAUUUCCUAAGAUCUGAUUGUAGCAAUGUCAGCAAAUUCUUCAGAGGUCUGGGAGUUCCUGUAUUACCAACUCGCAAACUCUUCGAACUCAUUGUUGAUCCACUAAUUGGUGACGGUCAUGUUGAAAGCUGGUUUGAAAUGCGCAGUCUUGAUCCAUCUGACGAUGUGGUCUUUAUGAGUGCGUUCAUUCCUCACAAAUUAGAUCACGUUCUACAUUUCGAAAGAGACAGCAAACUUCUUAAAGCUGGUCAGGAAACAAAUAAUCCUUAUCAGAAUAUAAUCUCUAAGGUCGAUGUGUUGGGUCAAGGCUUUGAUGAAUGCGCGGAUUCUUGUGAUAGGUCUGUUUCGCAAAGCAGUUAUUCUCAAUCCGAUGAGGAAGAGAAUGUUAAACGACCAGGAAGAGUAACUGAUGACAAAUACUACAGAGACAAGUCAGAAACGAAGGAGCAACGGAAAGCGAGGAAACAAGCUAUAAAGGAAGAGAAAAGGGAGACACGAAAAGCUAAGAUUCCCAAGCACGUCAAAAAGCGUGCGCAUCGGCAGCACAUGAAAUAA
This is a messenger RNA of Necator americanus (New World hookworm), 1488 nucleotides long. RefSeq lists its product as uncharacterized. Gene Ontology annotation, molecular function: protein serine/threonine kinase activity; ATP binding. The transcript is spliced from 12 exons. Bases 1 to 1488 code for a protein of 495 amino acids. The record is from RefSeq and is a predicted model, not a curated record. Lineage: Eukaryota; Metazoa; Nematoda; Chromadorea; Rhabditida; Ancylostomatidae. Gene Ontology annotation, cellular component: cytosol; preribosome, small subunit precursor. Gene Ontology annotation, biological process: maturation of SSU-rRNA.